Molecule: messenger RNA, 1035 nt
Organism: Rhodotorula toruloides NP11
Lineage: Eukaryota; Fungi; Basidiomycota; Microbotryomycetes; Sporidiobolales; Sporidiobolaceae
Product: ribokinase
Exons: 7
Coding region: 1-1035 (344 amino acids)
Biological process (GO): D-ribose metabolic process
Molecular function (GO): ribokinase activity
Source: RefSeq, a predicted model, not a curated record
AUGCCUGAUACCCCUGAAAAGCUGAUCGUGCGCGGCUCGGUCAACAUUGACGAGUUCUUUGUCGUCGACCACAUCGUUCGCUCGGGCGAGACUAUCUCGUCUACAGACUACUCGCGGCGAGCAGGCGGGAAAGGCGCGAAUCAGGCUGUCGCAGCCGCCAAGGCUGGAGCGGAAGUGGACUUUGCUGGACUCGUGGGUAACGACGGCGGAUGGCUGCGAGACACGCUGGGAGGAUAUGGCGUCGGUACUUCGCUGCUUGGCGCGGACGAAACGCUCCCGACCGGUCGCGCCGUCAUCCAGCUUUCCUCUUCAACCGCCGACAACAGCAUCGUCCUCCUUCCCGGCGCCAACUUCUCCCAAAUCUCCCCCUUGCACGACCUCACAUCCGCGCAACUAUCGACGUACUCGCAUAUCCUCCUCCAGAACGAAAUCCCGCUCCAGGAGACCAAGGGUGCCCUCCGACGAGCCAAAUCGGCCGGCCUGACGACCCUCUUCAACCCAAGCCCGAUGCCUUCCCGACAAGCCCUUACGGAGUUUGAGUGGCAACAUCUCGACUGGCUCGUUAUCAAUGAGGGAGAAGGAGCAGACUUGCUCGCCGCACUCGCAGAUCCAACCGCGACGGAGUCGAGCGGAGGAGCGGCAGCAUUGCUGGGAGCGCUGAGACGGACAGCACUCGGUAGCUUGACGGGGAUCAUCAUGACGAGAGGGGCGGAUGGAGUCGUGUCGAGCUUGCGGGAUGGUUCGGUCGUCGAGGUUGGGCCAGGCAAGGUGGUCGGAGGCGUGAAGGACACGACGGGUGCGGGUGAUUGCUUUACAGGCUACUUCGCGACCCUCCUCUCCACCCUUCCUCGCUCGCCAGACUUCGCCCUCACACCCGCCAAGCUCCGCGAUGUCCUCGCCAUUGCCAGUCAAGCAGCGGCAAUCUGCGUCGAGUCGCCUGGCGCGAUGGAGAGCGUGCCAACGCUUGCUGCGGUGAAGGAGCGGAUGGGCGACGGCUGGAAGGAGGGAAUGGAGUGGGAGGCGCUGUUGCGGUAG